AUGGGCAACAAGCAAACCAUUUUCACUCCAGAGCAACUGGAUGCUUAUCAGGACUGCACAUUCUUUACAAGGAAAGAAAUUCUGAGACUGUUUUACAGAUACCGAGAUCUGGCCCCACAGCUCGUUCCACUCGACUACACGGGCAAACCAGACGUGACACUUCCCUACGAACUCAUUGGCAGCAUGCCAGAGCUGAAGGAUAAUCCGUUCCGCCAGCGGAUCGCAGAGGUUUUCUCAGAGGAUGGAGACGGCAACAUGACUCUGGAUGAUUUUCUGGACAUGUUUUCGGUGCUCAGUGAAAUGGCUCCCAGGGACUUGAAAGCUUAUUAUGCUUUUAAGAUUUAUGAUUUUAACAAUGAUGAUUACAUAUGCAAAUCAGAUCUAGAGAAAACUGUUAACAAAUUAACCCGAAAUGAACUUACCCCAGAAGAAGUCAGCCUUGUAUGUGAGAAGGUGAUUUACGAAGCUGAUGCGGACAACGAUGGCAAGCUGUCCUUAGAAGACUUUCAGCAUAUGAUAAUUCGGGCUCCAGAUUUCCUCAGCACAUUUCACAUCCGAAUCUGA
Apaloderma vittatum (bar-tailed trogon) is the source of this 564-nucleotide messenger RNA. RefSeq names its product calcium and integrin binding family member 3 (gene CIB3). Lineage: Eukaryota; Metazoa; Chordata; Aves; Trogoniformes; Trogonidae. The transcript is spliced from 6 exons. The record is from RefSeq and is a predicted model, not a curated record. Gene Ontology annotation, molecular function: calcium ion binding. The coding region runs from base 1 to 564 and encodes 187 amino acids.